Messenger RNA from Peromyscus californicus insignis, 3320 nucleotides. RefSeq names its product adenosine deaminase like (gene Mapda). The coding region runs from base 992 to 2131 and encodes 379 amino acids. The record is from RefSeq and is a predicted model, not a curated record. Gene Ontology annotation, molecular function: adenosine deaminase activity. The transcript is spliced from 11 exons. Lineage: Eukaryota; Metazoa; Chordata; Mammalia; Rodentia; Cricetidae. Gene Ontology annotation, biological process: inosine biosynthetic process; adenosine catabolic process.
ACCACCGCCCGGCUCAUUUAAAUCUUAAAUUAGGCCAGAUGGAAAGUGAAGAAAGAGACCUUUACCGAUAAUUACUGGCAAUUUAGUCCCCUGCACCCAUACAUGCUAUGUAUUUACAGUUCUGUGCUAGGUCUACAGUGAGUAAAGUAUUCACCCUCUCUUCAACUAUAAAAUGACACUCUCCUCCACUUCCAAAAUUCUGUGAUUCUUAUGUGGUGUUGAGUAUGUCUGCUGAAAACAGUGUGAAAGAGAUGUAAUUAUUCCCGGUGGCGUGUUGAGUUCCCCCACCCCCUUUUUAAAGAGAGCAACCCAAGUUGGAGUUUAGAAUGAAGUACUACAUUGGGUGCCUAGGAGUUAUAAGUAAGAAAGCACUCCCAGAGGUAGAUAGAAACGUUAUCAUUUAUUAAUUUUGUGUCUGGCUGAGUUAGGAAAGGAAAUUAGGAUGAUAACAACUAAGUAUGAGUUUUGGAGUCCAGCAGAUUGAAAAUGUCAAGUUUUGGUGUUCAGGAGCUGAUUAGUGAUCUUAGGGGAGCAGUUUCUGGAGCAGAAUGACUCGGUGAGCACAAGACUGGAGGCAUCUGGUCUACCCAGAGGAGAGCAGACAGUAACUUCAAGCCUCCAUCCAGAGACAGGAUCUGGGCCCAAAAUCAGGUCCAGCACAGCCCCAGCCCAUUUAAGGAAGGUGUUGGUGCAGCAUGAAGGUGAAAUAAUGUUUUCUUGUGAAAGCAAACAUGUACUACGUGUGCAUGUUAACCCGGCAUUAUCCAUAGGAAAGUUAAAGGAACAUACAAACAGAUAAGAAGUGAGAUCCUGACCUUUGACUAACUCUGAAUUGUAAUACACCUCUUACUAGCAUGAAUAUUUUUUCUUAUAUGUGUUAAGUAAAGCAAUCUGAAGAAAGCCCAGGACCUCAGAAAUUCUGACUUGAGUAAGUUGUACUGCCCAAGCCAAGAGUAAGAGUGAAGAGAAAUCUUUGUCUCCUCCUGGAAGGAUGGAGGCAGAAGGACAGCAGCCAUGGAAGACAGACUUUUAUGUGGAAUUGCCAAAAGUGGAACUUCAUGCCCACUUGAAUGGCUCCAUUAGUUCCAAUACCAUGAAGAAAUUAAUAGCCAAGAAGCCACAUCUUAAAGUUCAUGAUCACAUGACCAUGAUUGACAAGGGAAAGAAAAGGACUUUAGAAGAAUGUUUCCAGAUGUUCCAAGUUAUUCACCAGCUUACUACUAGUGCUGAGGACAUUCUAAUGGAAGUCAAAGGGAUGCUUUCAAGAAGGGAGAGAAAGCCAGGACUGCCACUAGGCAGGCAGAGGCAGGAGAAUCAGGUCACAAAGGAUGUCAUUAAGGAGUUUGCAGACGAUGGUGUCAAGUACCUGGAGCUGAGGAGCACCCCCAGAGGAGAGAACGCUACCGGAAUGACGAAGAAGACUUACGUGGAAUCCAUUCUUGAAGGCAUAAAACAGUGCAAACAAGAAAACUUAGAUAUUGAUGUUAGGUAUUUGAUGGCAAUUGACAGAAGAGGUGGCCUGACAGUAGCCAAGGAGACUGUUAAACUUGCUAAAGAGUUCUUCCUCUCUACUGAGGAUACAGUUCUUGGCCUUGACCUCAGUGGAGACCCUACUAUAGGACAAGCAAAAGACUUCUUGGAACCUCUUCUAGAAGCUAAAAAAGCAGGUCUGAAGUUGGCAUUGCAUCUUGCAGAGGUUCCAAAUAAGAAAAAAGAAACACAAAUGCUGUUGGAUCUGCUUCCUGACAGAAUCGGGCACGGAACAUUCCUCAACUCCUGCGAGGGAGGAUCCCUGGAUCAGGUGGAUUUUGUGAGGCAACACCAGAUACCUCUGGAACUUUGUUUGACCUCAAACAUCAAAAGCCAGACAGUUCCCUCUUAUGACCAGCAUCAUUUUGGAUUCUGGUACAGCAUUGCUCAUCCUUCUGUGAUCUGUACCGAUGAUAAGGGUGUUUUUGCGACAUACCUUUCUCAAGAAUAUCGACUGGCAGCAGAAACAUUUAAUUUGACCCCAUCUCAGGUGUGGGAUCUGUCUUAUGAAUCCAUCAGCUACAUCUUCGCUUCUAACAACACCAGAUCUGAACUGAGAAAGAGGUGGAAUCACCUGAAGCCCAAAGUGCUACACUUUUAAGCUGGGAUGAGGUGAACUGCUUUCGAUUAUAUGCUGUAACCGUCUCUCCUGCCACGUCCCACUCAGUGAACUGUCCACUACUUCCUUGAAGCUCAGUACCAGAUAUAUGUGGGGUCAUGACACCAGCACCUUACGUAUGGUAAAUGCUUGUAAUACCUCAGACUAAGAGCACCGAGGCCUGGCCUGCUUCAUCUACAUGCUGCUGCUGGAGGACGGGAGGGCCGUUAGCCAGAUCCCUCUUUCCACUAGUGACUUUUUCAGUUACCGCUCCCUCUCAGGUCGUGAUCAUAAACCUUCUGAGAAGCUGAAGCUGUUUGUCUUCGGGAAGACCUCGGUGUUUCGUCAAUCAGACUCCCUCCGCUUCCUUUAACCCUUACAAGUGUUAUUUCUCAAGACUGUCGAUGCCAGGCCACAUUGCACACCAAAACCAUUUGUGUGGGUGCCUAGUUGUCAGGUGACUGAGUGACAAAGCUAGACUCUGCCUUGCCCAUCUCGUAAUAUCUUUAGAAAUAUAUAAAGGGAUUGAAGUAAUUUCUUCAGUUUAAGAAAAGGAAAGAAUUGCUGGCUCGAAGUGAGAAAGACAUAGGCUGGAGCUUCAGUUUUCAAAUCAGCUUCUGUUUAGCUUUCUUUGUGGAAGCUGCCAGGACUCACUUCGAAGAUCGUUCUAGGAAUGGUAGCAUUGUGGCUUCUAGGGUUCUUAGAUCUCCUAUGACCUCAUGCCCACAGGCACAGGCUUACAUAAACACAUAUAUACCAUGGCCACUUUAGCCCAACACAAGGACAACUAAGAUUGGCUCUGCGAGGUAAGAAAAUGACUUAACAGGUAGCAAAUGUCCUGGUUAGCUUUUUCAACUUGACACAAGCUAGAGUCAUUUGGGAAGAAGAACCCUAAACUGAGAAAAUGCUCCCACCAGAUUGGCCUAAUCAGUGCUUUAUCAGUUGUGGGCCCAUCCCACAGAAGGUGAUGCCACCCCAGGCAGGUGGUUCUGGGUGGAAUAAGAAAAGAAAUUGAUCGAACCACAUGAGCAAGCCAGUAGGCAGCAUUCCUCCAUUGCUUCAGCUCCAGUUUCUGCCUCAACUUUCUAGGAUGAUGGACUACAAAUUACAAGAGGAAAUAAAACUCUUUCUUCCUCAGGUUGCUUUUGGUUAUGGUGUUUUAUCACAGCAUUAAAAACCCUAAAACAGUUAA